Molecule: messenger RNA, 1699 nt
Organism: Papilio machaon (common yellow swallowtail)
Lineage: Eukaryota; Metazoa; Arthropoda; Insecta; Lepidoptera; Papilionidae
Product: protein CNPPD1
Exons: 5
Coding region: 166-1392 (408 amino acids)
Biological process (GO): regulation of cyclin-dependent protein serine/threonine kinase activity
Cellular component (GO): cyclin-dependent protein kinase holoenzyme complex; nucleus
Molecular function (GO): protein kinase binding; cyclin-dependent protein serine/threonine kinase regulator activity
Source: RefSeq, a predicted model, not a curated record
GACAGUGACUGAUAUCCCUUCCCUUUUUUCCUGUUGCUUUCUGUUUUGUGCCUUCGAGCGGCGGUGUUCUUUACAACUUUUAUUUUUAGAUUUAAAAAUUCAUAAUAUUUGUGUUGACAGCGUCGUUCAAUUUCAAGUUAAAUAGAGCGAGAAAUAAACUUAAACAUGACAAAUAUUUCGAAGAGACGAAAGGAAGGAUCUAGGGCCAAGAUCAAGACGAUUGGAGACCAUGAUGAGUUUUUAAAGAGAAUCACGAAAACACUGUACUAUGGUGAGCUGCCUGAUCUGCCAUGCCUCAGUCUUCCCGUCACUGAGAUCUCGUGUGAGCUGUGGUCAGUGGCACAGCGCGGGCGAUCGCUGCGGCGGCUGCGUGCAGAUGCAGCGGCAGGUAUUGCGCGCAGUGCCUGCGUCUCACCCUGUGCCCUUGUACUGGCCAUCCUCUACCUUGAGCGCCUCAAAUCCUGUAACAAGGACUACCUCACUUCUGCUGCACCCGCAGACCUCUUCCUUGUCUCUUUGAUGGUGAGCAAUAAGUUUUUACAAGAUGAUGGCGAGGAUGAUGAGGUGAUCUGCUCUGAAUGGGCGGCCUCUGGAGGCCUCAAGUUGAACCAGCUCAAGAAACUCGAAGUGGAAUUUCUAAAUGCUAUUGAUUGGAAUGUUUAUGUGAACGAGCGAUCAUUUGAAGCGGGACUGCUGUGGCUGGAGCGGCAAGUGGCACUCCGGCAGGCGAAUCUGCGAGGUUUCUUUACAUACGGCGACUUGGCGGCGAGCUGCGACGGAGCCCUUCUGUGCGAGAUGGUGGGCGCGCUGCGUGCGGCGUGCGCGGCUGCCGCACUGGCCUACCUCUCCGGCCUGCUGACGUUGCUCACCUCCACGCUGGUGCUGUCGCAGGCGUGGCUACCCGCUCUGCAGUACGCGGCGGCACGCGGUGCACUCUCCGCUCUCGACACAAAUAUUAUGCCCGACAAAUCCGACAUUGCACCGUUCCUCAGCAACCGCACGCUGGAUCUCGUACCAGACUCGCCCCAAGUGGAGGAGCCCGCGCUGCCGGACAAACUGAAGUGUUGCACCAGGUGGCUGCAAUAUCAUGACAGAACUGAAACAAAAAAUCACUGGCAUGAUAAUGUCGUCGCAUAUGACUGGAAAUCUUUCGAAACUUGGUGGUCUAAAACUCCGCUAUUGAACUGGUUGUAUCAUAGCUCCGUCAUCGGUCCAAUGCAAAGAUGGUUGGAAAUACUCGACGAAUAUGCCGAUUUAUUUAAAAAGAAACUAUUCAUCAUCGAAGGCACAAGACAUGGCGAGCGGUGUAGCGAGGACCACCACCACUGUGUUUGGCAGUGGUUGAACCUGAGCAAGCUCAACAUGUUGCUGGCCUCUGCCGCUGACCGCUAGAGACCAGAGAUCCAGCACAACACUGACACUGACCACGAAUACUUCUACUUCUGUUUUCACUGUAUAUUGGCUGUAAAUUAAGCAAAAUUGAUUGAUUUAACAAAAGCUCAGUAAAUUAUUUCUUUAUUUUUAAUUUGUUUAACAUUGUACUAAUGUCAUGUACUUACAUAUUUGUUAAGGUUAACUUAAGUAAAAGGUCACUUGAGCGAAUACUGUAAGAACAAUGCCAACUUGAUCAGUUUCAAUUCCUAUAUUUUUGUAUGCAAAAUAACUAAAUAAACCUUCUGAAGUAGUAUCUUAUUUAUUA